UCAAAAUUAGCCCUAAAAAUAUUUUCAAAAUUUAUGGUGAUCCAGACCAUAAUUUAUUUAAAGUGCAUUUUCCCAAGACGAAACUUAUACCAAACACAGCAAUGUAUGUCUAAGGUAUGUCAGAGUUAUCCCCUCAUUGCAGUAGUGGCAGCUUUAGAGGGCGCAGCGCUGAAAAUAACCACACCACGUGAAGGUCGAUGGACAGACCGCGCGAAACCAGAUACAAGUAGAUGUAUAUAUCUCCAUAAAUACGGUGUUAAGAAAAGGUGUUAAUUGAAAAUGUUUAGGGGUGCAAAGAGUGUCACCGUGACUCACGAUGUCUUUGUUGGGAAUUUGCCACCAGAUACAAAUGAGAAAUUACUAACCAAGCGUUUCAAUUCAUAUGGGGAGAUUCAGUCCCUCAGUGUCUUCAACAACAAGCAUGGUGCUGGCAAAUUAGCGUAUGUGCGGUAUUACUUAGAGUCUGAUGCUGAUGAUGCCUGCAGAGGGAAUCAAGGUCUGGAAAUACGUGGGAAAAAAGUACUUGUUCGCAGAUCAAAGAAGGGAGGAGCCAGUGAUGCUGGAGAUGUGGAAGGCAUCAGAAAGCAUUCAUUUGGUCGCAGCUCCAAGGAGGGUUACAACUCACCCGAUAUUGUGCCUCAGUCAGAUCUGUCCGACAAGAGGUCCCAGGGCUCAGACUCUGACCUGUCACAGCUGGGCGAUGUCAACAAAGAGGAGCAAGUUGUUGUGACGCAUGUGGAGAGUGUGAUCUCCUUGUGGGUUCAGACCAUUACUGAACAAUCUGCUGAGGGGUUGCGCAACAUGACCAAAAAGCUAGAACAGACCUGCCCUGCAGCAUCCAAGGUGAAAAGCACCCCUGUUUCUGGUAAGCAUUACGCGACUCAGUAUUCACAGGAUGGCUGUUGGUAUAGAUGCUCUGUCAGACAACUUCACUCCAUCAAGGGAAAGGUGAAGGUUCUGUACGUGGACUUUGGUAAUCUGGAGGAGAAGGCCUUGGAUGACUUGGUGGAGAUCCCACAGUCCCUGGCCAAUGUCAAACCCUUCGCCAAAAAGAUCGUCCUUCAUGGCCUAGCUGUAAAGAACGAUAUUGAUAGUCAGACUGUGAGUCCCGACCCUUUCUUAGCGGGCCUACAGUUUGUCCAGGAGAAGACCGAAGGUCGUGUGUUGAAGGCCAGGCUCACCACCCCGCUACGUGACAACACAGGGUCGUUUGGUGACCUUUAUGUGGAUGAUUGUAGCCUCAGUGAGAUGGUCAUGCAGCGGGGUUUUGCACGUCGCACCAUGCUGCCCACAAAAGCCAGCACACCCCGUGGUCAAGGGGCCAUCAAUGGGUCACCACACAGAGUCACUCUCAACAAUUCACAACUGACAUACAGCGAGAGGAACAGAACAUCUCGUAAUGAACUGGCAGACUACAAAAUGUGGCUGGAGAGAGAGAAAGCCGAGAAGGAUAUGUUGUCAUUUGAACUGGCUACACUUAAAGGAAAGCUCAAGUGUCUACAAGCUGAACAGGCAGCUACAACCACAAAAACAGCUGAAAACACUCUUGAGCAGAAGCUAACCAACAUUACGACCUUAGUACAGAAAGUCACCCAGUUAAGGAAACAGUUUCCAAGCAAUGACAGUGUGAAUGACUGUAUUUCCACAUCCUUGAGCAUUGCCAUGGCAACUGACCAUGUGACUCUGGAAUCCAUCAGCAGCCUACACAGUGUGAAUGAGACCUUGGAGGCGUACACCAGUUGUCAGCAGGCCAUCAGGGCCAGUAAAUCUCUGGAAGGGCUGACAGAUUUGAUUGAGCUGAGAGACAAAAGAAGACGUGACCUUCACGCCAGCUUUCAGCAGUUUAUAGAAGAGUCUUCCAAAAUGCCAUUGGAUGGCCGAAUGACAAAGGUCAAGUCUGGUCUGCAGUCUAUUGCGGAGUCAUACAGUGGCUUUAUGCACUUCAUCAUAAAUAACAAACCCAGCCUGGAAGAGGCCAAGAACAUGUACAAUGAUUGGAGGGUGAAAGUGUUGGCAGGAUUCAGGGACAUUCGCGAACAGACAGAUGCUGUGAAGCAAACUUUGACCACCACCCUCUAUCACCUACAACAGCUGAUCUCCUUGGAAGACGUGGGGCAGUCAGGUUCUGUGAACUUUGAUCUGGAUGGCAUGUUUAAGAAUUAUAUCGCAGCAUUGCAGAAGGAGUUGACAGUCACAGAUGUGCAACACAGCAGUGAAGCUUGUCAGAUGGCAUCCAUUAUUCAUGAGAUAAAGCGAGUGUUUGAAGAAGAGUGGAAGAUUAUAGAAAGUGUUAAAAGUCUGGCCACAGAGUUCACGCGCCAGAAAGCUGCAAUUGAAGAGUGGUUGAAUGAAAAACCAGAUCUGCAAGACAUUCGGGGUGUGAGGAAGAACCUGCGCUCUAUCAAGUCUAAACUGCGCCAUCUGUUAGCUGACAAAGAAGACAUUGAGGAAAAUGACAGUGGCUCUGAUGAUGAAAAGAACAGAAUUGAGACAGAGCUGGUGGCUAUUCGGGGUGACCUUCAAACAGCUCUGCUUGUGGAGGAGGAAUUGAUGAUGAAGUACUCUGCAUUGGCGGAGGAUCAUUUCCCGGAACUGAAGUUAACUAAUGCUGAUUUGAACCUGGACAUGUGUCAGACGUAUGGAGGGAUGUUGAAGCUCAGUCGGGAUAUUGACCACUACACACUGGAGCCAGCUGCUGACCAGCAGGGUGUCUACGAUGUCAUGUUUGGGGACAGACGAGCGGUCAUUAGGGAGUAUGUGGUGGAUGACAGAAUUCACUCCAGUAAGGAUGAGUUCCUACAGAGGGCGUUGCGCUACAGUCGUGUCUCCAGCCCCUACCUGUGCCCUGUAGAGGCAGUGCUCCUCUCAAAGAAUCAAAAGCAAGUUUAUGUCCAGACUCAGGCCUCUGGGCUUCCGUUAUUGGAUUUUGUGGAACGCGAGGAUUUAAAACCAUGGCUGAUACAGAAGAUCCUGCGCUGUGUGACAGAAGGUCUUUGUGCCCUUCACGAGGCAGGGAUAACGCACGGCGCUCUGUCUCCUCAGACUGUCCUGAUAACAGAGGGUAAAGUCGCACAACUUGCGGUGCUGGAUUUCUCACGGCCAGCAGCUGAUCCCUCUCGGUCUUGGUUCAUCACAAAUGCUGGGUUACACUUCAAGGCCCCUGAAGAGGACCCCAGUCAACCCCCUACCCCCAGCUCUGAUCUCUUCCACCUGGGUCUCCUGUGUCUGUGGAUUCAUAUGCCUCACGCUAAACUGAGCACAAAUGAAGCCGGCAUACCUGUCAUCACAGACUUGCUUAUUAGUCAGGAUGUGCGUCACGUCAUCCACAACCUACUCUUGGGGCAGCCUUCCAGCCGUGUGAUAGCCCGGGAGGUGUUGCAUGCCGAAUACUUCAGCAACACCAUCCCUGACCUCCUUCAUGUGGAGACACAGUCCCUUGGGGACAGAUGCAGUGAUAUUGUUGAGAAGUCAGAUGAUUUUAGUGUGACCUCUAAGGUUGACCACAUUAGAAAGGCCCCCGCCAUAGAGGAGCAGACCGGUGAUCUUCAGUCUGGUCAUAUUCUGCCCCUUGACUCUGAUUCAGCCCUCCAGCCUGAGGACAUCAUACCGGAGCAAGAUGUCUGCCCACCCCCAGGAGGGGCUGCAGAAGUAAAAUCUGUGACAUUAGAGACCUCAGCAGAGGCACUGCUUAUCUCAGUUGCUCAAGAGACAGAAAAGACUAUUGCGUCACCUUUACAAAGCCCUGAGGUUGUGUGUGAGCUACUGUCUGUGGUGGUGCAAGAGUGUAGCUGUGUGAACACGCCUUCGGAGUGUAGCUUUAUGGACACGCCUUCAGAGUGUAGCUUUAUGGACACGCCUUCGGAGUGUAGCUCUAUGAACACGCCUUUGGAGUGUAGCUCUUUGAACACGCCUUCGGAGUGUAGCUUUAUGGACACGCCUUUGGAGUGUAGCUCUAUGAACACGCUUUUGGAGUGUAGCUCUAUGAACACGCCUUCGGAGUGUGGCUCUAUGAACACGCCUUUGGAGUGUAACUCUAUGAACACGCCUUUGGAGUGUAACUCUAUGAACACGUCUUCGGAGUUCAAUACUAUGAACAAGCCUCACACUCUACCAGCCAUAGUAGACAAAACCAUACCCACAUCAACAGCCCAGCUCAACAAGAGCACCUCUGUGGAACCUUUGUCUACUGCAACUGGAGAUCCCACUUCCGGGGUGCAAGACCCCAUUAGCAAUGUUUCAGUAGAUUCCAUAAUGGCAACAUCUGGGGCAUUAGCCGAAAACCUCAGCCUGUUAACCUUUAAUGGUCCUGGAAAUCCAGCCUGCGUUCAGCUACCUGGGGUAGGAACGGACAAUCUGCUACUGGAGCACCCUAAUUCAUCAGGCGACUUCACUGUGGAUCAGAACACGAUGGACACACUCACUUCUAUGGCAACACAGUUACCUCCCCUGGACGGUUCUGGGGAUGCCAAAGACUCCAGUGGUUUGUCGACCCCUGCCUUGGCCCUUGAUAACACCACUUUGAUGCAAAACCUGCUGAACAUAUCAACUCAGCACAACACCAAGAAUCUCGGCUUUUAACCAUUUUAAAUUUGGUUUGUCACAUGGUAUGCUGCUCUAUUUUUCAUAUAUCAUGUCAAAACUGCAUUAGAAUCAGCCGUAUAGUGCUGAUUUUAUACAAUAAUUUUACAAAACAUUUCUUUUUCAUCAUUCUCACAGAACUGGUUGGUAAUUGCUGUAUUAGUUUUUACAGCCUUUUUGUUUUAAAAAAUUUUGCUUGUAGGAAAUUGUUUUUCAGAAAAGGUACAUGUAUUGAUGCAAGCUAAAAUCUGUUCAGUGUAUCUUUUGUACAUUUGCAUGCCUGAAGACAUUAAAAUGCUUUUACAGUGUGGUUUACUAGAUAAAUCUAUCUAAGCUGGUUACAUCACUGACGGAGUGUCAGGGCUUAUCAGUAGUCCAUGGGUAAAAGGUUUAUAGUGAUUCUAAUGGAGCAAAGACAGGUUUUGUGACACUUCUGCAGGGCCUGUCUGAAGCAUCACUCUUGUGUUAACCUUCCACAAAAUUGUUGUCCGCUUACCAUCCGCCUGUCUCUCACCUGAUCUUCGUCAUGUAAACUACCAGUCAAGUUCCUCAGGGUUGAUGAGAAUGCCGUUGGAAUUAAUUUUCGUCACUCUGCGUUAUCCAGUAUGGCCGCUGUCGGCCAUCUUGGAUUGCCUGGUUCUCACACUCGUCCAUGGAAGCAAAAUAUCUAAAACAGUUUUCAACCAAUCUACACAGUGGCUUGAGGUCAAUAAGGAAAUGUUGGGAUUGAUUUCUAUUAAGAUUUUUUAACAUUAAGUCCAGUGCCUACUUUUCAUGGAAUAGUCCAAUAAUUGAUUCAGAUACAUAGGCACAUGAUCAUCCACUUUUAAUCAGGCUGUUCUUUUAAUCUUUGUUGUUGCGUGAACGGCAUAGUAUUUUUAUUUAUAUUUUAUUGGGUAAUACAUGUAAUGUGAAAACGGUUAUGCGUUAGUAUUCCAGCGAAUGGCAUCAGUUUUAGUACGCAGAGGCGGGCUGGAAAUCUUUUUUAUCACAUGUACCUUGCUUUUAUCCUAAUUCCAUUGGACAGCACUGUCAGUUGAAUUAGGGACGCAAAGAAGAAAGUUUUAUGUAAAUAUGAGGUAUUGUAGCUUUGGCUGUUGAUGUUGUUUUCCUCAUCUUGUUUGUUUUCUGUUAGCAAUUCUGCAUGUUGUUACUGUCAUAGACAUGUAUAUUGAUUUUGAUAUACUGCCGUGUAAAGUCAGUAAUGCGGAAGUAAGAUCGGCAGGUGCUUGUUUUAAUCAUUAGUUGAUUAGCCUUUUUUAUUUUAUUAACAUUCGUUACUGUUACAUUCGUUACAUUCAAGUGCGAGAUGCCAUUUUAGUCAUUUUAUUUGUAACAAAACGUCUGCCGAUUUGUUCAGUUUGGUUUUAUAGUCCGGCACUCGUAGUGCGUUGAGCUAACAUCCUUGAAGCCAGAAAUUGAUUUGUUUUACAUUGUACAAUGUCUGAAUGACUUGCACAUCAAAAGUUUAAAGCUUAAGGCUUAU
Molecule: messenger RNA, 6064 nt
Organism: Liolophura sinensis
Lineage: Eukaryota; Metazoa; Mollusca; Polyplacophora; Chitonida; Chitonidae
Product: serine/threonine-protein kinase 31-like
Exons: 28
Coding region: 280-4578 (1432 amino acids)
Biological process (GO): protein phosphorylation
Molecular function (GO): protein kinase activity; RNA binding; ATP binding
Source: RefSeq, a predicted model, not a curated record